Messenger RNA from Aureobasidium pullulans EXF-150, 918 nucleotides. RefSeq names its product quinone oxidoreductase. The record is from RefSeq and is a predicted model, not a curated record. Bases 1 to 918 code for a protein of 305 amino acids. The transcript has a single exon. NCBI's taxonomy places the organism in Eukaryota, Fungi, Ascomycota, Dothideomycetes, Dothideales, Saccotheciaceae. Gene Ontology annotation, molecular function: oxidoreductase activity.
AUGCAUACUGCACAAGUUUCAGAAUGGGGCCAGCCGCCCAAGUAUGUCAAUGUGCCUGAUCUCGAACCACUGCCCGCAGGAUCUGGUCUGGUCAGAAUCAAGGUCCAAGCCGCGGGAUUGCAUUCUGUCGUGCGUGCGCGUGCGGCAGGCACACAUUUUUCCAGCAAAUCACUCCCACAUGUUCCCGGCACAGACGGCGUCGGCAUCACCGUAGAUGGUCGAUCAGUCUAUUUUACAACUUUUGCGACCGGUGGAUCGGUCAGUGAAGUUGUGGACGUGCCCGAAGCGGCAGUCACAUUGCUUCCAAGCGGCGUUGAUCCUCAGCAAGCGGCUGCUUUGGUGAAUCCUGGUCUUUCCUCGUGGAUGGCAAUGAAGGCGCGAACACAGAACCUACCCGACAACUUCUCUGUACUCAUCAUGGGCGCCACUUCGGCUUCUGGUGCCAUCGCCAUUUCUCUUGCCCGCUCUUUGGGUGCGGCCAAGGUGAUUGGAUGCGCCCGUAACGUCGAAGCUAUGUCGACCCUGGGUCUCGACGAAACAAUCCAGCUCCAGAGCACAGUCUCGGAGACUGACUUUUCGAAGGCAGCAGACGUGGAUCUUAUCCUUGACUACCUCUACGGUCCUCCCACAGAACACCUUUUCAAGUCCCUCAAGGUGUCCAAGCCUCUACAGUACGUCCACAUCGGAUCACUGGCUGGACCUGAGAUCAGCUUACCCGGAUCCAUCUUGAGAUCGACCGACCUGACCAUCAGGGGAUCUGGACCAGGAGCAUUUUCUUAUGAAAGACUGAAUGCUGAAGUGCCGCGUCUGUUGGAGGCUUUCAAGGGGAUCAAAUCCUCUGCUCUGAAGAUUGUCCCUUUGAGUGAGGUUGAGAAGACGUGGUCAGAGAAAGGAGAUCGCACGAUCUUUGUGCCUUAG